Messenger RNA from Hydatigera taeniaeformis, 677 nucleotides. The record is from the annotation of a GenBank genome assembly. Lineage: Eukaryota; Metazoa; Platyhelminthes; Cestoda; Cyclophyllidea; Taeniidae.
GAUUAGGAGUUUCCCGUCUACCAAAUAUGCCCUGUCCAGGAAUUAAGCAGCAGAAUCGAGACCAAGUCCGCGUUAUUUUGCCUCUAACUGUUGACGAGUACCAAAUUGCCCAACUGUAUGCUGUCGCGAAAGCGUCCAAAGAACAAACGGGAGGUGGCGAUGGUGUUGAAGUCUUACAAAAUUGCCCCUUUAAUGAUAAAAUUUUUCCUCCGGAAUCUCCACUCCUUGAUGGCUUUAGAUCAGGGCAAUAUACACACAAAAUCUAUCAUGUGGCGAGCAAAUUACCUUCGUUUGUCUCGGCCCUACUCCCUACCAGCUUGAUGACAUUCAACGAGAUCGCUUGGAAUGCUUAUCCAUACUGUCGGACUAUUCUAACGGCGCACAACCUCCCCAGAGACUUACUGGCCAAAAGAAAGGUGAUAUAUGUAGAUAUUUCGGCUUCCGCUGCCGUUGGUGACACAAAUCCCGGAGAAGACCCAACUGAGUACGUUUCUAAAAAGACCAAAAGGGGUCCACUACUAAAGGAGCGAUGGUGGGAGAAGAAGCAUAACUGUCCUGUCAUGUGCGCCUACAAAUUAGUGACGUGUGAAUUUAAAGUUUGGGGUUUCCAGGGCCGUGUUGAAGAAAUGAUUCAGCGCGUAAGUUACGCACUCACUUUUGCUAAUGCUUUUUGGUGA